AAUGGUGCUAUAACAAUGAGUAUAUUUUGAUGCAAUUUCAUUUUCUUGUAUAACCAUCAAUAAGCAUAAUUUAGACUACAAGUGUUUUUUGGUUGCAGGCAUGUCUGUCAGUUUAACAGUGGGCUCCAUUCAACAAAGCAAGCAUGAAUACCGUAAGAGCGAAUGGUCACUACCAUUCUGCUGCGGGAUACGGGAUGGAAUCGUUAUUCCCUCCCAUAAGCCCGGUGCAGUCACCGCACAGGUCUUCAGCCCCGCUUCACGAGGCUAAGAUGCGUCCUGGGAAGCUUCCAAUAAUUCCAGGGGCUCAGCUGACGUUGUCGAGGUCAAAACUUGGCGAGAUGCUGUACAAGCCUCCCACUGACUUCCUCAACAAAGAUCCAGUACCGAAUAUGAAGCCCGACUACAACAGCCUGCAUGACCCACACCUCCGCGAUUACUAUCACAGGAGGGACCUGAAUGACAGGCUGAAGAAGGGCAACUUCAUUACAGCAGACAACGAGGUGAUAUGCUCUUUGAAGGAGUACAAUACUUAUGAGGAGUACCUUGAACGCCUCAAGGCCGUUGCAGACAAAACUUACCAUGAUAAACAGAGUGGCAAGCUGAGAAAAUUAAUUGAGCUUCAGGACAAGGGCCUCAUCCCAGAGAAAUUAAGCCUUGUUGAAAUGGAGGCUUUUCUGGAAAAAGAUUCUCCAAGCCAGCCCCAGAGACGGGCUAAGGUAGAGGAGGACUGUGGGCAAAGCAAGGAGUGUCUCUACAGAGCACUGGACAUGGAGAAGAUCAAGGAGGAGGAUCGUGCGAGACUGGUGAUGUUUGAGAAGCAGUACCGGCAUGAACAUAAGAGGGAGAAGUACCUGAAAGAGGCCCAAGAGCAGAGGGACAGGAAGAAACAAGCUUCAAUGGAGAAGAUAUGUGCCAAGAAACAGGAGAAAAUCAUGAUGGGUUCUGAGGUGGUGAUGGUGAUGCUCCCUGAAGAUCUUAAGCCAAGAGAACGUCAAUGCCGAAACCCAGCGAAACCAUGCAUGAAGCACCUAGAGCCACUCCCUGACACAGCAAGCUCAUCUGGACACGACCCAUGCAGAGCUGAUCAGGCUUCAAUGGACAAGCCAUGCACCCAGAAGCAGAAAGUUGUGGUGGAAUCUGAGAUGGGGAAUGAGGUGCAGCUUGAGGAUGCCAAGCCAAGGGAACACCAGCGACUACUGCCAGCGAGACCACGCAUGAAGCACCCUGAUCCACACACUGACACCUCAAGCUCACAUGGACACAAGGCGUGUAAGGUGGACCAGAAACAAGCUUCAGUGCUGCGAGAAUCUGCCAUCCAGCAGAAAAAGUCCCAGGGGAAGAUAGUACUUACUGAGGAAUCCAAGAGAAGGGAGGAGUGUGUUAAUGAUCCUGAGCGCUCGGAUGAGAAAGUUCUGGAACCACCACAGCAGGACUACCAGCACCAGCACCGGAGUACCCUGCCAGACAAUCAAUGCACCGAGCUUCCUGCUUUGCAAUCUAGUCUCGCAAAAAUAUAUGGACACAAGGGAAUUAGAAUGGAUCAGAAACAAGGUAAAAAGAAGCAAAAAAGUGGGAUGCUUUAGAGGAGGGUGAAAGUAAAGACAGAAUCUUCUAGAAUUUAAGGAGACGACAGGUGAACCUUUGGGAAGCAGACAUGUUGGAGUUGUAGGAGUGGCAGAAAAAAAGAUGAGUAAACAGUGAAAUAAAAAAGACGAUGUUUUAUGAACAACAUUUAACUGUGGCGGGCUCAAAUUCAAGAAACGUUAAAGAAACAGUCGAUCUUGGUGUUGGUGUUGGGUCAGGAGGCAUGUAGCUAAUGUCUCUUUUUAUCUGUGUCAGUUUGAGUGCGAGACUGUGGAAAGGAAGCUCUGUGCAAGAGCUAAAGAAGAAAAUUAUAGGUGAAGGCUAUAAAACCUUGUAGCAUGCAUGUUAAAAUUCAAAAAAGUUUUGAUAAAACAUUUAUAAUAAGACUUAAUGGAGUACAGGAAUGCCUGACUCGUUUGCCCUCUAACUGGAAGCUUCCUUUAUUCUCAUAGUGUUAUUACUGGGUAACAGGAGUCAAUUCUUUCAUUAAAAAAAAAAAAAAAAGUUAGGUUAGGUCAAUUUUUGAGUUUUGGCACGAAGGGGAGGAAGAAAAGCACUUGACUCAAUGACCUGAUGCAAUCACCUUGGUGUGUAGGCUGUGUACAGAUGCAGGGUCAUCUUUGAAUCUCCUGCUGUAAAACAUAUGCAUGCAGAUCACCCACUGUUUGUGGUGUAGACAGCCAAUAGGAAAGCACGUCCCAGGCAGCAGUUUGGGGUGUGAUAUAUCCUAGGGGCCUGAAGGGCAGUUGAGAUGACAUGCUUAAACCAGCCUCCAAGAUCCAAGCUGAGAGACCUACCAGCCAGGCCUGUGCUUUUGUACCAAGUGAAAUCUGUGGGGGAGACUUACAGCUCGUAAUUAACCCUGCACAAAUCAAUGGAAGUGGGCAUUCAGACACUUUGCACUUACUGCAGCUAAUGUGUAAAGCAAGCUGAGGGAAUUCAACAAUGCAGUCUUCUCGCUGAUUGAAUCUCCCUGGAGUGACGGAAAGUGAUGUUAAGUCACUGAAGUAGACACUCGAGUAAUAUACAAUAUGCUGUAAAUUUGUGUUUUUUAACUAGUUGUCUCGCCCAGUGGCUGUCAAACUCGGUCCUGGCAGACGUUUAUGUGCACUGGUUUUCUUCCAACCCAUCUCUUACACAAUUAAAGUUGUGUUUAAGUUCUUAAACUUAAGACAAUGCAGGUUUGACUUGCUAUAACUUGCUUUGUCUUACAUUAUCUCCAAAAUAGUGGCCAUGUGUCCGAACUUUCUCCAUAAUUAUGAGCCUAUUGAUUCUCUUCAGUCUCUAAAACUUUUUUAGGAUACCAAAAAAAGAGCACAAACUUGAGACAUAAAGAAGCAGGCUCCAAUGGCAAUACAACACAAGAUUACUCAAAGAACUUGGGGCGAUUAUUUAUAAGAGGUACGUUUAUACAGUCUCUAAAAUCUUGGGAAAUACCAGGUGCAUGGAAGCGAGGCAGUAUGAAAGGGGUCUGGACCAGUAUGAAACUACAGGCUUUGUAGUUUUACUUCUUAACCUCAUUUAAAAUUGUGGAAUCUAUCAUCAACUGGUAUUAAUGCCAUACAGCUUGGUUGGUUACUAGUUUGAAAUGUAAAAGGUACAAGGAAAGACCUAGUUAAUUGUUGUAGACCAUAAUUCAAUGUCCUGUGCUUGCUAUUGUAAAGCCAGCAGCAGGUCAUUAAAAUAUCUUAAAUAUUCAGAAUAUGCUUAAUUGCACCCUGAACUGUCUGGGCCAAUUGAAAACAAGCACACCAAAAAAUAAUAAAUCAAUAAAUAAAUAAAUAAAUAAUGAAGCAAUCCCACUUCAAAUGCACUUUUUCAAGCUGCUUAUACUAGUGUCUGCCAAAUUACUCAAUGUAAAUUGGAAAUUGAGCUCUGUCAGUAGAAUAAGUUAGCAUACGUGGAAAAAGUCAUUCCACACAAACACUUGACACAUUGAUAUCCAGGCUUUAUGCAAAUGGAAAGCUUAGAUUACAUCAAAUUAUAAGACAUGAUGCGAGCAAUUGUCUCAGACAUUGUCCAUUUAAAUAAUGUAAUUAGGUGAUAUUUUAUCUCUUUAUAAAUUAUUCAUUUACUGCACUGAAAACUAGGUGUGGCAGUAGGUGUGGGCAUAUAGAAGGUGAUGAACAGCAUAGGGAAAUUCAGCACCAUGGAUAGCUACCGUGUGCUCAGAAGCCAAUUCACCUGCUCCAGGUCUCAGGCGGUCCAUGACAUUACAUUACAUUACAUUACAGGCAAUUAGCAGACGCUCUUAUUCAGAUCGACUUACACAACUUUUUGCAUAGCAUUGACAUCGCAUCACUUUAUACAGCUGAAUACAUAUUGAAGCAAUGCAGGUUAGGUACCUUGCUCAAGGGUACAACAAGGGUGUCCUACCUGGGACUCGAACCUGUUACAUUAGGCUAGCACCUCUGCUAGUCUUUGGCAAAAAGCAAUAGCUAAGUUAGCAUUGGUCCUACUCAUUGAUGUGAAUCAUUAGUGGGAUACAGGUACCUUGCUUUUAAAGUGAUAGUUCACCCAAAAUCGUAAAUAAAAAUCAUAACUCUCAAUUCAGUGAACUGUGCAUCCAAAUGCCUUUUUUUCAGAGAAUUAACUGCUUAUAAAUGAUGCCAGCCAGAAGUUAAGGUUAGGAUCUGACAGACUCAAAAAUGCUAGCUAACUAAAAUUACCUCCAUGUAAUUUCUAAUCAGGUUACAUGAUUGUACGUAUACCUUAAUGUUAUUAUUUACCGCAUAAUUUGUGGUAAAUAAUAACAUUACAAGACCAUUGAGAGUUGUUAUUUAAAUCAAUUUGGAUAUAGUGUGCUUUCAGCAUAAUACUUUUUCUAAGGUACUGUUUUAACACGGCCAUCGAGCCUCAGUCCUGAAGAGCUGCUCCUGAAGAGUCUGCUUGACCUGCCAUUGGCAUAUACAGCUCAUUAAAUAUUUUAGCCAAGCCACUAAGGGCACACACACACUGGCUCUCCAGAAAUUGAAAUUCUCAAGUCUCUGAUUAGUCUGGGAGUCCACACAUCUUGUGUCCAAUGCCUGAACUGAUUGAAAGGUGCACAAUCAUAGCACUAAAAAGGUACUAUAGUGGAAUCCAGAUUUUGUCAGCAUUUAUUUUUUGGCAUUAUCAUAUAGAACAUUUAUAAAUGAGAAUAUUUAUCAAUGACGCAUGAGAUGAUAAACACAUUUAAACAUGACUAAUGCAACAACAAAAAAAGUCCCAUGUUUCCACAUUACUGUACAUACGGGUGCCAGAAACGUGAUUGCAAUGAUGAAUGUAUCAUUGCUAGAGGAUUUCUCAUAGUUCAUAAUUUAUAAACUAUAGUUUAUUUUCUGAGAGUAAUCUUCCGCUAUUUUUUUUUUUUUAUUCGUUUGUUUUUUUCCCAUUCUACACACAAUGAAGCAACUCGCAUUUCAAGAUGAACAGAUUUACACCCUGUCCAGCUGUACUGAUCUGUACCAUUGUCCCAUUUCCAUCCAAAACUCCAAACUCUGUUCAAUGUCCCAUUUCGCACUUUCAGAAUGGUCUCAUAGAUCCAAAAUAGUCUGGCUUUGAGGCUGCUCAGUCAACUACGACUCCCUACUUUCACUGAAGCCCUUAAAAUUGCCAGAGCUGCUUUCCUCUCCUCUUUUCUCACUCUCCUAGGUCUGUCCACUGCAUUUGACAUCUUGAACCACAAAACCUUCCUCUCUACCUUAUCUGAGCGGGGCAUCUCUGGAUCCUGAUUUGCAACCUACCUGUAGAGGCAUUUCUACACAGUGACAUAGAGAGGAUCGGUGGCAAUGCACAUCUCUGGAACACAUACGUAUAUGUUUGGCAUACGUCUCACCUUGGACGUCUGCCCAGCACCUCAAGAUACACCGUAACGAGACAGCGCAGCUCUCCCUUCCAUGAAAAACUUCUCCAUUGCUGUAAAAACCACUGUGCUGUCUGGAUGGGGGAUUGCCAGAAUGACUAAACU
Messenger RNA from Anguilla anguilla (European eel), 5533 nucleotides. RefSeq lists its product as uncharacterized. The record is from RefSeq and is a predicted model, not a curated record. The transcript has 12 exons. Bases 144 to 1583 code for a protein of 479 amino acids. NCBI's taxonomy places the organism in Eukaryota, Metazoa, Chordata, Actinopteri, Anguilliformes, Anguillidae.